AUGCGCUCUGGCACCGCCAGAAAACGCCCUUCCGACGCCGACGAUCUCUGCCAAGCGAACCAGACGACGGCCCGGAAAAGGAUCAGCAGGGCCUGCGAUCGCUGCCGUGUCCAAAAAGCCAGGUGCGAUGGGGGCAAACCGUGCCUUCGCUGCGGAGACCAGAUCCCUUGUAUCUACCAGGAGAAGAAGCCUUUGCGCAGGAAGUAUCCCACCGGCUAUGUGGACAUGCUCGAGGAGCAUCAGAGCUACCUGAUCGCUGGCCUGCGGAGGCUGUACGACCGCAUCCAGGAGCAGCAGCGUCUGCCCGAGGUCGAGCACGACGCCAACGACCGCCCCAUCGUGCACGAACUCCUCGAUCGACUGGGGAUUUUCGAGGAGUCUGUCGACCAGCACAGGGAACGGAUCCAGCCCGAGCCCAGAGACUCGCCAUAUUCCAACCCCAAGACGCGGCGCGAGAUCGCGACCGCGCAGAGUAGCAGUGUCCCUGCCGCAACGACGGCGUGUGCGCGGCCACCGGACAAUCCGAUUCAGGAGUUUGAUCGCUCGCUCCACCUGAAUUCGCGGCGACAGUCUCUGACUCUCCCCAGUCGGGUUCCUCUGAAUCCGGGAGUGGUUCGUCCUCGCCGUCCGGGCUCGAGUCAUCACCCAGGCAGUCGGCGAGGAUUGACCCGCGACCAGCGACCCGUCGACCUCAGCAAUGGCUUCUAUCGGUGGUCCUUUGACAUUUCAGACUUUCUGGCGGUUGCCAAUCCGACCGGAUUCAGGUAG
Messenger RNA from Aspergillus clavatus NRRL 1, 768 nucleotides. RefSeq names its product Zn(II)2Cys6 transcription factor domain-containing protein. Gene Ontology annotation, molecular function: DNA-binding transcription factor activity, RNA polymerase II-specific; zinc ion binding. Gene Ontology annotation, biological process: regulation of DNA-templated transcription. The record is from RefSeq and is a predicted model, not a curated record. NCBI's taxonomy places the organism in Eukaryota, Fungi, Ascomycota, Eurotiomycetes, Eurotiales, Aspergillaceae. The coding region runs from base 1 to 768 and encodes 255 amino acids. The transcript is spliced from 3 exons.